Molecule: messenger RNA, 228 nt
Organism: Serpula lacrymans var. lacrymans S7.9
Lineage: Eukaryota; Fungi; Basidiomycota; Agaricomycetes; Boletales; Serpulaceae
Exons: 2
Coding region: 1-228 (75 amino acids)
Source: RefSeq, a predicted model, not a curated record
AUGGAAAUCCAAACCUUCUCAAGUACCUCCGAGCCCAAUGAACUCCUUCUCGCCCCAAAUCUCAGGGAAUUCGAUCGCAGCAUACGAAUGUGCCUCCUCGGUAAACUGGAUUCCGAGUACUGGGACCAAUACCAGUCAAUGAAAAGUCCCCUGAUAUGUGAAAACCGAAAACAAGUAAAUGAACUCCUGAUCCAACUCGAAGAUAGGUCUACAACUUGCUAUGUCUGA